Molecule: messenger RNA, 2260 nt
Organism: Trifolium pratense (red clover)
Lineage: Eukaryota; Viridiplantae; Streptophyta; Magnoliopsida; Fabales; Fabaceae
Product: protein PSK SIMULATOR 2-like
Exons: 13
Coding region: 231-2060 (609 amino acids)
Biological process (GO): positive regulation of growth
Source: RefSeq, a predicted model, not a curated record
UUCAAAGUCAAACCUCAGAGUCGUAAAUUCUCAGCGACUUUUCUUCUUCUAUUUCCCAACCAAUUCCAUUUCCUUUUUUUCAUCUAAAUCAUCAAUUUCCUUUCUCCAACUUCAUCGUUACUAUUCUUCUCUGUAAAUAGGUGGUUGUAUAUUGAUUGAGACUAUAUUAGGUUUUUUAUUUCUGUGUGGCAUUGCGUUUUUUUUUUUAAUUUCUGAUUGUGAAAAAAAAAAUGGGAGCGGUUUGUUCGGCGGGGAUGACGGAGGGAAAUGCAGAACUUGGAGGAGGAGGAGGAGGGAAGACUUUGGGGUUUUCUGGGAAGCUUAUUAAGAAGGAAAAAUGUUUCCCGAAUCUGAAACAAACUUUUCCAGAUUCAAGGUCUAAUAGUCAAGGUAAAAACCAAAAUGACAGAGAAAAUGGAAUUUCCAAUGAAUUCGGUUUAUCCACUUCUGAUUCAAUUGGGGAAAAACAGAUCACCCGAAAGAGCUCUUUACUGAGUAAAGCUAGCUAUAGGGCAGUGGACGUUCUGGACACACUUGGAAGUGGUAUGCAAAAGUUAAACACCAGUGGCGGGUUUUCCUCUAGCAUGACUUCUAGAGGGAAGAAAGUAUCAAUAUUGGCAUUUGAAGUAGCUAAUACAAUAUCCAAAGGAUCCAUUUUAUUUCACUCACUUUCUCAAGAAAACAUGCAGCUCCUUAAGAGGGAAAUUUUACAAUCGAAAGCCAUUCAGCAAUUAGUCUCAACUGAUACGAAAGAGUUAAUAAGUUUUGCUGAGAUGGACAAAAGGGAAGAAUUCAAUAUCUUUUCACGGGAAGUAAUUAGAUUUGGAAAUAUGUGUAAAGACCCUCAAUGGCACAACCUAGAUCGAUAUUUCUCAAGAUUAGACUCGAAUGUCUUGGGCGACAAACAACAUCAGGUAGAUGCUGAAAAGACAAUGCAGGAGUUUGCAGAUCUAGUUGAUCUCACUGCGGAAUUAUACCGCGAAUUAAGUACCUAUGAACGCGAUCAACAUGAUUAUAAACAAAAAAUUAAGGAAAUGGAGUCCUUGAAUCUUCCUCUAAAAGGGGACAGUAUCACACUUUUUCAAAGUGAGUUAAAGCAUCAAAAAAAGCUCGUGAGGAACUUGAAAAAGAAGUCUCUUUGGUCCAGAAAUUUAGAGGAGAUAGUUGAAAAGCUUGUUGAUAUUGUUAUCUAUAUACAUCAAGCAAUUUACGUGUUCCUUGGAAACCAUGGUACUGAUGCUGUCAAGUAUGGUAAAGGUCCUCAAAGACUUGGUGAAGCUGGUCUUACUCUACACUAUGCUAACAUGAUCAAUCAAAUAUAUAUGAUUGCAUCUCGCCCAGCUUCCCUUCCUACAAAUACGAGGGAUACAUUAUAUCGAGGUUUGCCAAACAAUAUUAAGAAUGCCCUUCCAUCCCAGCUGCGAACCAUUUCUAUCCCGAAAGAGCAAUCAUUGACUCAUAUCAAAGCUGAAAUGGAUAAGACUCUUCAGUGGCUUGUACCAUUUGCCGCAAAUACAAUCAGAGCUCAUCAAGGCUUUGGAUGGGUUGGUGAAUGGGCAAACACAAGUAAUGACUUUGGCGAUAACACGUCCAAAGAAAGUAACCCGAUUCGCCUCCAGACACUUCACUACGCUGAUAAACAGAAAAUAGAUGUUUACAUUAUUGAAUUGCUGGUAUGGAUUCACCAUUUGAUUAACUCUGUAAGAUCCAGACAAAAUGCCUCGAGGCCAAUGGCAAUGCCCACGCAGUCUCCUCUCAAGAGACCUGAACUUCAGUCUAAGAUGCGACAGUUUUUGAUUCUGUCAUUGGACCGAAACAAUAAGCCAUUGGGAACUGAACUUUCUCCAGAGGAUAGGAUGUUGCUGGAGAAAGUAAUUGCAACGAGGAGGAGCCCAGGAGUUAGCAAAAGCGAGGAACUUGGUGUUGCCAAGAAAACUAAAGCCAAGCUUAAGUUCAAAAGUGCUGGGAGUUCCCCUGUUAAAGAGUCCUUGGGUACCACACUCAUUGCCAAAGACCGAAGAUAUAAUGCUUUGGAUAUUAUGGAUGGCUUAGGGUCUUGAAUUCUUCAUUCAUUUAUAGGUCUCGCGCUAUUUAUUUUUUCUUUUGAAGACCUCUUGCUACUUCACUUUCUUAGAUGCUGGCCUUAAUUCUUCAAUUUUUUUUUUACAAUUUUAAUCCUGUAUAUAUAUAUAAAUAUAUAUCCAUAUAUAUAACUCAUGAUAUUAUAUUGAAAUAGUUGAAUUCUUUACAUUGUUUGCAA